Messenger RNA from Diabrotica virgifera virgifera (western corn rootworm), 677 nucleotides. RefSeq names its product piercer of microtubule wall 1 protein. Gene Ontology annotation, biological process: axoneme assembly. The record is from RefSeq and is a predicted model, not a curated record. The transcript has 2 exons. Gene Ontology annotation, cellular component: axonemal microtubule. Bases 120 to 434 code for a protein of 104 amino acids. Lineage: Eukaryota; Metazoa; Arthropoda; Insecta; Coleoptera; Chrysomelidae.
CGUACAAAUCUGACCCACUGACGUUUGUCAUCAUCCUAAAAGCUCCCGUUUUAGUUUUUAUUGUGACUUUUCUACACAGUAAACCCUACAUCUGUUUUUGAGUAUAUUUUAGGAUUAAAAUGGAUUUGAACUGUCCAGGGCUGGUAAAUCGACCUGAUCCCAACGUAAAAACUUCGGACUUUUAUAGAACUUGUCACUUGCCGAAACGCUUUGAAUAUCCUUCGUGGUUUUAUGGUUAUGGGCUUCAGAAGACCCCUCCGGAUCAUCCGUUUUAUAGGACAACUUCAAGCGAUUACGGCAGGUAUCCACCAACAAUCCACACGGUUCCCACGUCAUUCUACCCGAAUUGUCAGGAAUUCAGCAAGUCCCUCAUCAGGGCGGGCAACUACAAGAAUUAUUCUCUGAACACUGGCUUAGAUCGGACGCUCUACUGAAUUUAUUUCACUUCCGUCUCCUCGGACGCCCUUAUGCGACGCCAAAUUCUUGAGAUAACUCACAGCCAGGCAAUAACGGAAAAAUCUAUACUGAGUGCUUGUUAAUGUCUCUUUAAGCGAAGGCUCUAUUGUUUGUUCCGUUUAUAUAUUUUUACUAUAUUAAUUUUUUUGAUAUUUACAAAACUUUUCGACAAAAUCAACUGUAGAACGGGCGUACAAAUUACAAUAGAUAAUACUCAAUAA